Messenger RNA from Ostertagia ostertagi, 528 nucleotides. Lineage: Eukaryota; Metazoa; Nematoda; Chromadorea; Rhabditida; Trichostrongylidae. The record is from the annotation of a GenBank genome assembly.
AUGCAUUUUGGCCACCAAGAUAACGCUAAUCUACCACCGCCUGACCUGUCGCCGCUGUCUAAUAAGAACAAAUGCGGUGAAUCUGAGCGAUGUUCUCGUGGGGAUAGUUCCAGUCCUGAACCUUCAGAGUGUGGUGCCGUUGUUGGUUUGUCAAAAUGCACAGCUACUAAAGUUGAAGAUGGAGCAGAUUUGGAUAGUUCACCGGAUCACUGUACAAAUAAUAAUUUGUUAGCACCUGAAAGCUCCGAGCAAGACACGUGCAGAGACGCUUGCAUGAACAUUAGGCUUCGAACGGAGAGGUUGUUCGAUUAUUUGUCUGCAUAUAUUGCUCAGCUAGCCACGAAAGGAACCAAGGAAGCUGAACAUGAAUUGAAAAAAGUAGAGUUUGAAAUGAGAACCGUGAUGCAGAAGAUAACUCAUGGCGAAAACUUGUCGACCACUGCUUUGCUUCUUCGCAGAGAGCUUGCUAGUGAAACUCGUGAACCUCUUUUCUAUGAAGCUUAUGGAAAGAUGAAUAAUCCGAUGUAA